UUAUUUGUCGACCCUUUUUAUUAGCAAUAAAACAAUGUCUGGUGGACUGCUGAACAGUAGCAGGAAGAUAUCUGCUCUGCUGCUGGACAUCACUGGAGUGCUGUAUAACAGUGGUGAGGGAGGAGGACAUGUCAUUCCUGGGUCACCCCAGGCUGUAGCAAGACUGAAAGAGGCUGGUUACAAGCUCAAGUUCUGCACUAACGAGACUCAGAUCACCCGGAGAGCCCUGGUUGAGAAGCUGACACGGCAUGGCUUCACCCUCACUGAAGAGGAGGUCUAUUCUCCAGCCCCAGCUUGUGUGCAGUACCUCUUAGAGAACAAUCUCAGGCCAUUCCUACUUAUUCACCCAGACGCACGACAGGAUUACGUAACUGUGGACACCACCAAUCCGAAUGCAGUAGUCCUUGGAGAUGCCGCACAUGAGUUCACUUAUGACAACAUGAACAUUGCAUUCAAGAUCCUCAUUUCUCAAGGAAGUCCAGGACACCUCAUCUCUUUGGGGAGAGGGCGCUACUAUAGAGAGGGUUCUGAAUUGACUUUGGAUGUCGGACCUUUCACAAAAGCAUUAGAGUUUGCCUCUGGGACCGAGGCCACUGUAAUAGGAAAGCCAGCCCCCUCUUUCUUCAAGAGUGCCCUCUCUGAUCUUAGAGUGCCUCCCGAGGAGGCUGUGAUGAUUGGGGACGAUGUGCUGAAUGAUGUGGGUGGAGCACAGGGGUGUGGGAUGGCAGGAGUGCUCGUCAAAACCGGCAAAUACAGGCCAGAGGAUGAGAGACACCCUACGGUGAAGCCAGACAGAGUCGUGGACAACCUUGCUCAUGCUGUGGACCUCUUGUUGAACGUUUCAUAGCACUGCAUACUAUUAUAAGUGUUGCUUUUGUUUGUACUCGUACUGUAACA
This is a messenger RNA of Halichondria panicea, 897 nucleotides long. RefSeq names its product phospholysine phosphohistidine inorganic pyrophosphate phosphatase-like. Gene Ontology annotation, molecular function: inorganic diphosphate phosphatase activity; phosphatase activity. Gene Ontology annotation, biological process: dephosphorylation. Gene Ontology annotation, cellular component: cytosol. Bases 35 to 847 code for a protein of 270 amino acids. Lineage: Eukaryota; Metazoa; Porifera; Demospongiae; Suberitida; Halichondriidae. The record is from RefSeq and is a predicted model, not a curated record. The transcript has 7 exons.